Cladophialophora immunda is the source of this 1578-nucleotide messenger RNA. RefSeq lists its product as uncharacterized. Gene Ontology annotation, molecular function: ubiquitin binding. Lineage: Eukaryota; Fungi; Ascomycota; Eurotiomycetes; Chaetothyriales; Herpotrichiellaceae. The transcript is spliced from 2 exons. The record is from RefSeq and is a predicted model, not a curated record. The coding region runs from base 1 to 1578 and encodes 525 amino acids.
AUGGGCGACGCGGAAAUUUCACCUGCGCAGAUAGAGACUCUCCGAGUUCAAUAUUGUCCUCCGCUAGACGAUGCCCUUUUCUACGCGAUCGCGUCCGAGUACCAGCUGCCCCAGGACAGAGCCGCCUUGACGGCGGUCCUUGAUAGCCUGAAGGCCGGUGCCAUAGAACAGGAGGAUGCAGAAUUUGAUCCUUCAGGUACAGGAGCUCCUGCGCACCUCAGAGAAGCAACCGACACGUCUAGGUCGUGCCCCGAAGAUACCUUCUCAAACGACGUCACGAGCAUCACCACCGGUGUCUCCGACUUGCGGUGGAACGACUCGGACGGCCUGGGACAGGAUCUGGACAACAACUCCUCGACCGAGAAGAAAACUGCUUGGCUGCAGCACGUUUUCCCCGGCAUACCCAAGCGUGAGCUGGGCAGUGUUCUGGAAAGCCAUGCAGGAUCACUCGACAAAGCCGUCGACGAGCUUCUCAACCUCUCCUUCCUUAACCAAGAGCUGGAAGAAGAACAAGAAGAUGUGCCUAUUUUGAAAGGUGUAGAUGGGUUCGCAGAAGAUGCCCUCGCCCAGAGAAAAGGGAGGAAGAAACGCAAACAUCGGACAAAUGAGUCUUCGCGCGCGAGCUCAGCUUCCUCCUCGCCUUACGAAUCAGAGUCAACUCCGACUAACAUCUGGGCUACGAUGUCUGAAGAUGUCGACUUCAUUUGUUCUAGGACUAAGCUCCAACCCCAAGUAGUGCGGUCGAUAUACCAUUCCAACGGUGCGCGACUGGCAUCUACCAUUCGUGCUCUAGCAAUACGAGAAGGGACGUCAUACAGUAAGUUGGUAGAAGUCGAUCCUCUUCUCGAUCUUCAGAUUGCCGAAUUCCAGAGCCAAUUUGAACAUGUACCGAAGCCGCAAAUGUACGGUCUACUGAGGUUAGCCCGAAACAUACCGUCUGCAGCGCAGGAGCUGUUGGAAGCCAUGUCAGUAUCCGAGAACGCACCAACGUCGGGGCGGUUGCACGAUGCGGCUCAGUACGCCCCUCUGGACCUCAGGGAAGGUGAAGCCCCUGAGACCCCUGCGAUUGCAACGCCAGGCAUAACGAGAGGCCCUUAUCGAGCUUCGGCGGCUAGCAUUCGGAUGGCUGCAGGCCAAAGUUUUGAUCAAGCCGCUGCUGCCUACAGACGAAGCAAAUCCGAUCGUCUUUAUGGAGGAGUCGCAGCACAUUACUCUGAGAUUGGACGAGAACGCGUCAGAGCUGCGAAGGAAGCUAAAGCUGCGGAGGCAGACAUGCUCGUGGCUAAACAGUCCUCGUCAAACGUUCUCGAUCUCCACGGUGUGACUGUCCAGGAUGCAGUCCGAAUUGCCAGUGCGAAAACACAGAGCUGGUGGGAUAGCUUGGGCGAUGCCAAAUAUGCUCCUGGCGGUAGCGGACCUGCCAGAGCCGGAUUCAAGAUAGUGACUGGCUUGGGAACUCAUAGCAAGAAUCGGGCUCCGCGGAUAGGGCCAGCGGUGAGUAAGAUACUUAUGAGGGAAGGAUGGAAAGUCGAGAUAGGCCACGGUGAGUUGACAGUGACGGGUAAGAGCCGUCGAUGA